This is a messenger RNA of Strongylus vulgaris, 660 nucleotides long. Lineage: Eukaryota; Metazoa; Nematoda; Chromadorea; Rhabditida; Strongylidae. The record is from the annotation of a GenBank genome assembly.
AUGCCCAAAGUUUCAAACCGCUACACCACCACUGUGUUUAACUUGGAAGUAGUCGAGUUUGAGACUGAAGAGAGAAUGCUUGCUGAACUUCGUAAGGAUGCGCCAAAUAGUACAUUAUAUGGAUGCGCCAUAAACAAAUUUGCUGGUGGAGUGAUAUUCGAUCGCAUUAAUGCUAGCGCAAAUAUUCUGGACUACAAAAUCCUCAUCCCGACACCGCUUACUGAGGAUCCGUGGAUGCUUGAUCAAGAGUGGAAUGAUCCAUUUGGAGCGGAUAAUGAUUUCAACAAAAUACCCGGCAGGCCACCUUACUGGUCAUCAGCAUUUCUAUCGCUGCAGUAUGCUAUUGACAGUAUCUUCAUAGAUGAAGCAUCUUCUGAAGUAAGACCAAGCAUGGAAUUACGCUUGAGACGUAUGCCUGAUGCAGCCUAUAAUGUCAAUAGCAUUGCUGCAUUCAUUUCCAUAGCCUCAUAUGUUUGGGGUCUUUGCGCGUUUGUUUUAGUUAUCCACACAGCGAGAGAGAUAGCAAGAUUUCCUAUCCGUUAUGGGAUUAUCAACGCCUAUAUUUUACCUGUCUCAUGUGCUCUUUGCAUCAACAAAAUGUCUGUUUGUUCUACUGAUAUGCUCGGUGCCACUGGCUACGAUGUUGGGGGUGAGCCAUAG